Messenger RNA from Malassezia japonica, 1386 nucleotides. It is a transcript of the gene ERG13, whose product is annotated as hydroxymethylglutaryl-CoA synthase. The transcript is spliced from 4 exons. Gene Ontology annotation, biological process: ergosterol biosynthetic process; acetyl-CoA metabolic process. Gene Ontology annotation, molecular function: hydroxymethylglutaryl-CoA synthase activity. Lineage: Eukaryota; Fungi; Basidiomycota; Malasseziomycetes; Malasseziales; Malasseziaceae. The record is from RefSeq and is a predicted model, not a curated record. Bases 1 to 1386 code for a protein of 461 amino acids.
AUGUCGCAACGUCCCGAGAACGUCGGUAUCAAGGCCAUCGAGGUAUACUUCCCCAAGCGCUGCAUUUCUGAAGCGGAUCUGGAGGAGUUCGAUGGCGUGUCGAAAGGCAAGUACACGAUUGGCUUCGGCCAGCAGUACAUGGCCUUUACCGACGACCGCGAGGACAUCCAGUCGUUUGCCUUGACCGCCGUGUCGAACCUGCUCGAAAAGUACAACGUCGACCCCAAGAACAUUGGCCGCCUCGAUGUGGGCACCGAGACGAUCAUCGACAAGUCAAAGGCCGUCAAGACGGUGCUGAUGGACCUCUUUGCAUCGCACGGCAACACGGACAUUGAGGGCAUCGACUCGAAGAACGCGUGCUACGGUGGCACCGCUGCGCUCUUUAAUGCGGUCAACUGGAUCGAGUCCAGCUCGUGGGACGGCCGCGAGGCGAUUGUGUUUGCGGGCGACAUUGCGAUCUACGCCGAGGGCAGCGCGCGCCCGGUCGGCGGCGCGGGCGCGGUCGCGAUGCUGAUCGGCCCUAAUGCCCCGCUAGUCAUGGAACCCGUGCACGGAACGCACAUGAUCAACGCUUGGGACUUUUACAAGCCCGAUCUCUCGUCCGAGUACCCCCAGGUCGACGGCCCUGAGACGCUGCAGACCUACCUCGGCUCGGUGGAUGCUUCGUACGAUGCUUUCCGUGCCAAGUACAGCAAGCUCGCCAAGUCCAAGGGCCUGCCGCUGAACAAGAGCGCGACGUCGCAGGACCCGCGCGCCGACUUUAGCCUCGCGGACGUCGACUUUGUCGCACUGCACUCUCCUUACGCAAAACUCGUGCAGAAGGGCUUUGCUCGCAUGCUUUACAACGACUACCUCGCCGAUCCCACCAACGAAAAGUACGCCGAGGUGCCCGCCGAGUACAAGGACCUCGACCGCCGGUCAACCAUCACCAACAAGGACCUCGAGAAGCUCUUUACCGCGCUCGCGAAGCCCCUCGGCAACGAGAAGCUCGAGCCGGGUAUGGACACGGUGCGCCGCUGCGGUAACAUGUACACCGGCUCGCUGUACGGCGGCUUUGCCUCGCUCCUCUCGAACAAGUCGAGCGAGGAGCUGCAGGGCAAGCGCAUCCUGAUGUACUCCUUCGGCUCGGGCUGCGCCGCCUCGAUGUUUGUCAUCCGCGUCGCGGGUGCUACGGACAAGAUCCGCGCGACGCUCGACCUGACGGAGCGCCUCGCGGCCAUGCAGGUCGUGCCGUGCAACGCGUACGUCGACGCGCUCAAGACGCGCGAGGCGACGCACAACGCGGUCGCUUACGACCCGCAGGGUUCGCUCGAGGACCUCUGGAAGGGCGCCUACUACCUCGCCAAGGUCGACGACAAGUACCGCCGCUUUUACGAGCGCGUUUAG